CCAACCCUCGGAAAAAUAUGGGGCAUAAAUUCUCCAAUGAAAAUGAAUACCCCAUCCUAAAUUCAAAUUUCAAAUCCACGCGCCAACGGUCAUAGGUUCUAGGGUUUCUCCAACGUUUGUCUCUCUGAAACACCUCCAACUUUAUCACCAGAUACAUAUAUAUACAUAUAUGUAUCCCUACUUCUCCCUCCCACUAUCGACAAGAAAAAGAAAGCAACAGUCUUUCACUACCAGAAAACAUCUCGUUACAUAUUUGUCAUUCUCCGAUCGGAAAUGGAUUUUCACAGUCUUGCAAGGAAAGAGCUCCAAGCUCUCUGCAAGAAGAACAAGAUCCCAGCAAACAUGACCAAUGUCGCCAUGGCCGAUGCUCUCAAAGCUCUUGAGAAGGUGGAACGACUUGAUGAAUUCAACACCAGAUCCGAUCCUCAGGAAUCACCGGAGAAAACUAAAAAUGCGGAGCCUCGAACUGCAUGCAGAACUUCAACUUGGAGAAAACCUAUUAAUGUUGAGCCUGAAAGUUCACAACCCAAGACUCGUACUCGCCAUGCAACAAGAAGAAUGGUUGCUGAAGAGCCUGAGCAAGAAAACAAGAAUGUUAACCUACCGGAGACUCCAGCAAUGACCACCACCAGGAGAAGGGCACCAGCUGCUUCAGCAACCCGAAAAAUGGAUGCCCAAUUGAUGGAAGUUGGGGAGGAUGAGAAACUAGUAGGUCAAGAGAAAAGUGAUGUGCCAGAGACUCCAGCAAUACGAACCUCCCGAAGUAAGACUCCAGCAGUUUCAACUAGGAGGAAAAUUGAGGGUCAGAAGGAUGAGAAAUCGGUUCAGACAGUGUACGCUACAAGGCAGUCAGUGAGAUUGUUGGAGAAAAGCAUGGCAGAGUUGAGCUUGGAGAAAAGGAGAGUUGAAGCUGUGAAGAUUGAGGGAUUGUGUGAGAAAACUAAGGAAGUUGAACAGAAGAAUGAUGUGCCUGGAUGUGAUUCCCAACUUCUUUCAUGCCAAAAUAUAGAUGAGUCGUUAGAGAAUGAAAGUGGAAUGAAGCUUCAAGGGGGCAACAAGAGUAAUGACCAGGAAGGGGAUGGUUCAGAAGUUCUUUCAUGGCAGAACUUGGAGCAUUCUCUAGAGAAUCAAAGUGAAAUGAAGCAUGAAUUUCAAGAGGACAAGACUGAUGACCAUGAAAUGGAUAACUCGGUAGUCUCCCUCCAAAACUUGGAUUUACCUCCAGAGAAUAGAAGUGAAAUGAAGAAUGAACUUCAUGACCACAAAAAUAGUAAUAACCAUGAAGUGGGUUCAGUCGUUCUUUGCCAGAACACAGAUCAGUUGCUAAAGAGUGAAAGUGAAAAUAAACUUCAAGAGGAUGAAAAGAUAAAUGAUAAUGAAGUGGUUUAUUGCAGUGUGAAAAUGGAAGUAGGUUAUGAGUCUUGCACUAAGUUGGAUAAUGAUUCAGGAUUUGGAAAAGACGAUGAAAACAAUAGUAAUAGUUCAGAAGAAUCAUUUUUUCUGCUAGUGGAAACCUCAGAAAAGGCAGUAGAUAUGAAUUGUGAUUCCAUGGAUGAGAAAGGACCAGAUGUGAUAACUGAAAACUCUGAGACUUUGAAUGCUGCAUUGAAUCCAGAAAUUGAAAAAGAAUUGAAUGGCAAUAAAGAUUCUUUGAUUGUAGAAGUGUCUGAUGACAAUUCUGUUUUAUUCAUGGAAACAAUUGUUAAUAUUCCAUAUGAAGUUUCAGUUGAGGUCAUCGAUUCAUUGACCCCUGAGGUAUCUGAAACUGUGGACAAAAGCUCUGAAAUGAAUUUGAUGGAGAAUGAGCAUCAUGACAUUAAUGAUCUGCAUCCAGAUGCUGCUACUGAGGAAGAUUGUGAUGGCAAUGGAUCACUUGAAGUUCAAGAAAAUAACAAUACAGAAAAAAUCCAAGAGAAGGCUCCACUUCUUCCACAAGGUGAUCAUGAGAAGUCAGAGAGCAGAAAGGAACCUCGAAGCCCUGGGUUCAUUCUCCAGUAUGAAAAAUGCAAGGAAGCUUCAGAUAACUUGGCAAAUGAGUAUAAUAUUGAUGAUGUUAAUGUAAUUGAAGCUAAAGAAUCUGACAUGAUAGUCCAGAAAAGCCCUUUCUGUUGUGUUAUGGCUUCUUCAGACAGUGAAGUUGCUGACCAUGUGAUUCCAGAACAAGAAUUUGCUGAAGUUCCUUUGGUUGAUGACCAUGUGAUUCCAGAACAAGAAUUUGCUGCGGCUGCAUACAAAUGCAUUCAAACAUUAAACAAGUCGCCAACUUCCUCAAAGCAAAUGUGUCCCUAUCAACCUGUUGUUUCUAGAGAUCAAUUCACAUGUGGCAUGAUGAUCUCCUCACCAUUUGCAGCCAACAUAAUUCAGGUUCAGUCUCCUCUGCCAAAUGAAUCAACAAGGAAAUCUUCUACUAAGAAACAGACAACAAUUCAGAAGAUCAUCUAUGCAGACAUCAACAAGGAGAACAUUGACAACAGUGGCAGAAAAAUAGAGCCUAACAAAGAUAAAGUGAAGAAGGUUGUUAAUGAAGAGAAAUAUGAGGACUUUAGCCUAAGAAAGCUAACUAAGAUGCUGAAAGAACUGCAGAUUGCCAAGGAGGCUAGAAAUGUCUCAAAGCAGGUGGGAACUAGACCAGCUUUGCAGGCACUGACAGAGAAUUGUAGAGCUGCUGGUGAACCAGAAAACAAGAACUGAGACGCUUUGACAUUAAAUUGCAGAUAGCACAUGUGUGCAUACCAGAGUGAUAUGAGAAAGACUGAAUGAGUAAUAAUACCCAACAUUUUGCUUAUUAUGAUUGAAUAAAGACAGAAUAUGGAAAGAUUUUAAAUGAUUCCACAGAGAAUGGCGACAUAAUGGAAAAACUGGAGUUAUGGGGGCUUAAGUUCAAAUCCAAUUCAAAAAAAUAAAAAGAGACCAGUGGAGACCCAAGAAAAAAAAAGCAUGCAACUGUCUCUUCAAGCGUUACUUCAGGCAUGGCCAAACACGUGAAAACAUAUUAUUUACAAGUUCAGCAAGUAACUUUUGAUCCUGAGGUAUCACAAAAUCAUGAUCGCAGUUGGAGAAAUCAUAACUUCCAUGAUAACCUUGUUGUGGAUGAUGAUGACGGGAAUAAGGUUCUGCCUCAGCUCCGCUGGAAACUAAAGGCAUCGUUGGCGGUGAAGGCGGUGGUCGUGUAUGCUUUCUAGCUACCUUUUCUUGUUUGCUCAUUUUUCUUUCUUCUGAUACAUUAAAAAUGCAACAUGCACGAUGCAGACGAAGCAUAAUUGCUUGUGACACAAAAACUAAAUUGCUUAUCUUUCUUUUAACAUAACUU
Molecule: messenger RNA, 3310 nt
Organism: Hevea brasiliensis (rubber tree)
Lineage: Eukaryota; Viridiplantae; Streptophyta; Magnoliopsida; Malpighiales; Euphorbiaceae
Exons: 6
Coding region: 274-2691 (805 amino acids)
Source: RefSeq, a predicted model, not a curated record